This is a messenger RNA of Macrosiphum euphorbiae (potato aphid), 213 nucleotides long. Lineage: Eukaryota; Metazoa; Arthropoda; Insecta; Hemiptera; Aphididae. The record is from the annotation of a GenBank genome assembly.
AUGUUGGCAGCAUUGGCUUUUGUACCGCUACACAAUGUAGUAAAAGCAUUUGAAGAACUUGUUGACUAUUUACCUGAAUCUAUUUUGCCAGUAGUAGAUUAUUUUGAAGAUAAUUUUAUCGGGAGGCCUAUGAGACGGACAAGACGAACGCCAAAAUUUCAACCAAAAUUGUGGAAUCUCUACGAAGAUUUGAACCAUCGGAACAUGGACUAG